Messenger RNA from Procambarus clarkii (red swamp crayfish), 1032 nucleotides. The record is from RefSeq and is a predicted model, not a curated record. NCBI's taxonomy places the organism in Eukaryota, Metazoa, Arthropoda, Malacostraca, Decapoda, Cambaridae.
AUGGUUUCUUAUCUUAUCGGCCUUGUGCUAUCAUAUGUCCUUGCCGUCCACCCUAUCUCCAAGUCGCCGCCGUCCGCCCUACCUCCAGGUCGCCGCCGUCCGCCCUACCUCAAGGUCGCUGCCGUCCGCCCUACCUCCAAGUCGCUGCCGUCCGCCCUACCUCCAAGUCGCUGCCGUCCGCCCUACCUCCAAGUCGCUGCCGUCCGCCAUACCUCCAGGUCGCUGCCGUCCGCCCUACCUCCAGGUCGCUGCCGUCCGCCCUACCUCCAGGUCGCUGCCGUCCGCCCUACCUCCAGGUCGCUGCCGUCCGCCCUACCUCCAGGUCGCUGCCGUCCGCCCUACCUCCAGGUCGCUGCCGUCCGCCCUACCUCCAGGUCGUUGCCGUCCGCCUUACCUCCAGGUCGCUGCCGUCUGCCCUACCUCCAGGUCGCUGCCGUCCGCCCUACCUCCAGGUCGCUGCCGUCCGCCCUACCUCCAGGUCGCUGCCGUCCGCCCUACCUCCAGGUCGCCGCCGUCUGCCUUACCUCCAGGUCGCCGCCGUCCGCCCUACCUCCAGGUCGCUGCCGUUCGCCCUACCUCCAGGUCGCUGCAGUCCGCCCUACCUCCAGGUCACUGUCCGCCCUUCCUCCAGGUCGCUGCCGUCCGCCGUACCUCCAGGUCGCUGCCGUCCGCCGUACCUCCAGGUCACCGCCGUCUGCACUACCUCCAGGUCGCUGCCGUCCACCCUACCUCCAGGUCGCCGCCGUCCGCCCUACCUCCAGGUCGCCGCCGUCCGCACUACCUCCAGGUGACCGCCGUCUGCCCUACCUCCGGGUCGCUGCAGUCCGCCCUACCUCCGGGUCGCUGCAGUCCGCCCUACCUCCAGGUCACUGUCCGCCCUUCCUCCAGGUCGUUACCGUCCGCCCUAUCUCCAGGUCGCUGCCGUCCGCCCUACCACCAGUUCACUGCAUUCAGCCCUACCUCCAGGUCACUGCAGUUAGCCCUAUCUCCAGGUCACUGCAGUUAGCCCUACCUCCAGGUCACUGCAGUUAG